Molecule: messenger RNA, 177 nt
Organism: Canariomyces notabilis
Lineage: Eukaryota; Fungi; Ascomycota; Sordariomycetes; Sordariales; Chaetomiaceae
Exons: 1
Source: RefSeq, a predicted model, not a curated record
AUAGGCGGCGACCUCGACUUCUCCAAGCUGGGCGGUGGGGGUCUAGGCGGCGCCGGUGAUGACGACGAGGGGGAGGAUUCGGACGACGACAUGCCGCCCCUCGAGGGCGAGGAAGAGGAGCAGAAGGAGGAGAAGGCUGAGGAUGCUAAGGACGCCAAGGAGGUUGUCAUGUCGUGA